Molecule: messenger RNA, 1006 nt
Organism: Schistosoma curassoni
Lineage: Eukaryota; Metazoa; Platyhelminthes; Trematoda; Strigeidida; Schistosomatidae
Source: the annotation of a GenBank genome assembly
CUCCAUUUGCACUUUACAACUCUUAUCUUCAUCGAUAAUCUGUGGUGAAAGAUAAUGUGUUUUAUUUUUGAAAUCAACCUUUUCUAACCCCUCUCUCCACUUACAUGUAGUGUGUAUACUUUCCUCUCGUGGCAUUUGUAUCUCUUAUACGUUCGUACACCAAGCUGCUAUUUCGCAACUCGAACUUCGAUAAAGUUAAUUGGAGUUCUAUCCUCUUCUCCCUUGUCCGCUAACUAAAAUCCCUCUUCGUUCGGGUGACAUGCUUACUGUUGAUGUAACGGAAGAAAAACCAACAAAUGUCAACUCACAAACUGUAAAUCAUCAACCUCAUGAACAUGAAAUAAUCACUGAUAAACAAUCUGAAUCACAUAUUGUCCGAUUAUCUGCACCAUCUGAUAAUUCUUGUCUAUUUACAAGUGUUCUUUUCUGUAUGAAUAAUGAAGACAAUCAUUUAAAAAUUGGUACAGAAGUUGUAACAAAUAUUGCUGAAGUCAGUAAUUUAAGAGAAUUAAUUUCCGGUAUUGUGUUAAGCGAUCCAGUCAAGUAUUCUGAAGCAUUCCUCGGGAUGUCAAAUGAACAAUAUUCACUUCAAAUUAGACAAUCAGAUAAAUGGGGUGGAGGUAUUGAAGUAUCAAUUUUAUCACAAUUAUAUAAAAUUGAAAUAUGUAUUGUAGAUAUUGAAUCAUGUCGAAUUGAUCGUUUUGGUGAAGAUCAAAAUUAUCCUAAAAGAAUUUUAUUAAUUUAUGAUGGUAUACAUUAUGAUCCAUUAGCACAAGAAUGUCCAAAUCGUAAUUGUUUAAUAACUGUAUUUUCAUCAAAUAAUGAUUCAAUUCUUUUUGAAGCUCAACAAUUAGCAUCAAAAGCUCGUGCUGAAUGGGCAUUCACUGAUCUUUCAUCAUUUACAUUACUUUGUCGACAAUGUGAUGCACCAUUAAUUGGUCAAGAAGCUGCACAAAAACAUGCACAAUUAACAGGUCAUACACAAUUUAGAGAAAUUUUACAUUAA